Molecule: messenger RNA, 1060 nt
Organism: Ooceraea biroi (clonal raider ant)
Lineage: Eukaryota; Metazoa; Arthropoda; Insecta; Hymenoptera; Formicidae
Source: RefSeq, a predicted model, not a curated record
CAUUAAGCGUGUAGUUAAACUCCCCUUCUUGAUGGCCUUUUCAAAAGAACAUAUACGAGAAUUGAACAAUCAAUAAUCGCAAAUUUCAGUAAAAUAACGCACAUUUGUUUCAUGUGAAUCAAACCUCGAGGAUCGAGUGAGCAGCUUUCAGAUGUGCAAUCGUUGACAACAUGGUGCGUUGGACAAAGCGCUCUGAAAAGAGCAACGCCGAGAUCAUGGACUUUGAGAACGUGAAUUCGAUGAAUAGGCAGUUGAACCUGAUCUCAGGUAAUCUGUUCCCAAUGACAGCGAACGGUUUCACGAUCGGCUGGAGGAUAUACAGCAUCGCUGUGUGGUUGCUCAUGACAGUCGAGUGCAUCGCAUUCUUCAGCGGAUGCGCGAUGGUGCCGAAGGAGAAGAAUAUAAACAACGGCAUGACCGUCAUGCUGUUCAACGUAGAGGUCUUUUCCCUGAUUACGCGAAUUCACGUAAAAAGAGGCUUGAUAAUGCAGUUCAUCCGUGGGAUGAACGACUCGCUGCGCACUCGGGACAAAAUCAUGAAACGCAUUGUGAUGAAGGUUGUACGGCAGAUGCAGACUCCCAUCAAGUUCUAUUUGCUAAUCGGCCAGCUGACCAUGACGAUAUGGAUCCUCCUGCCGCUCGGUGAAAUUGGCAAGAAGAGUUUCUUCAGUUAUGUGGAUUACAAGAUACCGAACGCCAUCAGCAAGCAACCAUUCUCGGCCAUGACGUUCGUGCUGGGAAUCAUGUUGACUCUAUUCGCCGAUGUAUACCUUCUCACGAAGAAACUCUCUUUGGACUCUUACGUGGUGCACAUGGUGCAGCUGAUGACGGCACAGUACCAGUACAUUGCGCUCAAACUCGCAGAGAUGUUUCAAAACGGAAUGUCAGAAAAUGACUACAAAGCUGAGAAUAAACAUCAGCACGAAAUUGAUCAACGGAUGAAGAGAGAAAUAAGAGCGUUGUGCCUGCGUCAUAACGGUGUAACACAGUCAGUAUCUAAACAACAUACGAGAAUGUGAAUUGUAUUAAUUAUUUAAUUACGAUACAAGUUCUUAACUAU